Nerophis lumbriciformis (worm pipefish) is the source of this 1287-nucleotide messenger RNA. The record is from RefSeq and is a predicted model, not a curated record. Lineage: Eukaryota; Metazoa; Chordata; Actinopteri; Syngnathiformes; Syngnathidae.
AUGUCUUUCAGAGAUUUAAGAAAUUUUACAGAAAUGAUGAGAGCUUUGGGCUAUACUCGCCUGAUUUCGAUGGAGAAUUUCCGAACACCUAACUUCAAUCUAGUGGCAGAAAUCAUGUUAUGGCUCGUUAAAAGAUAUGAGCCGCAGAUGGAUAUUCCUCCAGAUGUGGACACAGAAUCAGAAAGAGUAUUCUUCAUAAAGGCUGUGGCUCAGUUCAUGGCAACCAAAGCACACAUCAAGCUUAACACCAAGCGCCUCUACCAGGCUGACGGCUAUGCAGUGAAAGAAAUGUUAAAGAUUACGUCUGUGCUAUACAGUGCAAUGAAGACCAAGCAGAUGGGCCUGGAGGACAUAGUGGAGGAGGACAGCAGCACCUUUAAGGUUGACAUUGGAUCACGGAUUUCUGACCUCAAAGAAGCUCGGCAGCUCGCGUCGGAGGUCACAUCUAUAGGAGUGUGUCUCUAUGAUUUACUAGGGAAGGAGGUGGAACUUAGGGAAAAAAGAACUGCGGCCAUUGCAAGACCUUUGGAGAUCGACGUGACUGAAAAGGCCUUGAGAGCAGCCAUUGGAGAGGCUUUAGAAAUGGUGGAGAAAACCAAAGAAAUGCUGAAUAGCAUUGUUUCUGAUGAGGCCAGUCUAGAUGCCAAAAUAGAUAAAAGGAAACAGGACCUGGAGAGAAGUCGGAAGAGACUUCAGACACUGCAAAGUGUGCGACCAGCGUUCAUGGAUGAAUACGAGAAGAUUGAAGAAGACCUGCAGAAACAGUAUGAGAUUUACGUGGCAAAGUUAAAAAACCUUUGUUUCCUCGAGUCUCAGCUAGAAGAUUACCAUCAGAUGGAGCAAGAGCGGUUUGAGGAUGCAGAAAACACUCUGAGGAUGAUGCAGCAAAAUUUGAAGGAGGAGGACAGAGAUUUCAUGAGAAGCUCAUUGAAAGACUUGGACUCCGAGGAGGAUGGUCUUGAAGAUGAAGGUGACAUGGACAGUGAGUUGGAAGAGUCACGGCCUUCUAAUCCAAGACCCACUCGAAAUGGCUUGAUGGCUGCAAAACAGACUAGCGAUUUGUUCAGAAGAGGGACAAGAUUUAUUGGGAAUAUGCAAGGUGGAGACAGUGAUGAGUCAGAAGGCAGUGAGAUAGAGGUGGAUGAAGAUGAUGAUGAAGACGAAGGUGAGGAUGAGAGCAAAGAAUUAGACGACGACAGUUUGGAGGACCGUGUGUCUCGGGCAACUCAUACCUCCAGGGGACGCAGGAGACCACCUCUAUUCGACGAGAGCGACAAUGACUUUUGA